UCUCCGGACAGCCUCAGUGUAACACACCCUGCGCAUGCUCACUCGUCUACGCCUGUUGGUGAAGCGGCUGAAGCUAAACUUUGUGCAAAUAAAACAAUAAUUGUGUGUCGUGUUAUAGGAGACCGGUGGACUUUCCAUGUGCAAAACUAUCGCGAUAUUGUGAGUUUUUACGAAGAUAACAAACUAAAAAAAAAAAAUCUAGUGCCGGAGUGUUAGCCUGUAUAACUAGCGUUUGUUUGACUAACCAGCUAGCUAAACGACACUAAGCAACGCUGACAUUUAACUAGAGGCCAUUAAACUGUAUUUCUCUGCGUGUUCACUCAACAAUCAGACAUUUCGCGACUUUGCAGACAGAUCUGUUAAACUGCUGUGCCUGGCGUUUUUAUAAAAUGACGUCUCUGUCGCGACAUAAAUACCACAUUCGCUGAAUGUUGCUAACAGCUAAAUCGUAUCUUUGACUUGUUCAGUAAUGUGACCGCAGUCCUGUUAAAAACGAGAAAAUGGACAGAGACUUGUUGAGGCAGUGUCUCGCGUAUCACGGAGAGUCCUUGUUCAACAAACUGAAAUGUGAACAAACGGAAAACCCGGACUUCCAGGCUGUGGUGUCGGACUUGUGCAAGGCCACGACCGAAAGCAAGGGUGAAGAGCAAGGCAGCCCCCUUGUGGAGCAGUUCAUUGCCAGGAAGGCUGACAUCUUGUUCUGUCCGGCAUGGAAGACCGUCAUUCUUCAAGAAGAGGAUCACGAGGAGGAGGAAGAGGAGGCUGCAGAGCCCUACGCCAUCAUGCCACCAGUGGAGUUGUUCAUGGAGGUGUCGUACGAGGAGAGAAGAUCCAUGCUGUACAGGGACUUGGAGAGAGGAGACAUUGUGGUGGGGAGGAUCAACAACAUAAGAGAAUACGGCUUCUUUCUCACUUUGCUGUGCAUGGCAGGCGGACUGAAGAGAGACAUAGAAGACCUAGAGUUGUCGGCUUUAUGUCACAUCAGAGAAAUUCCCUCCACUGGCAACCAUGAUGAUCCUCUGUCCUACUACCAGAUUGGAGACUUGAUCAAAGCUGGAGUGAAAGACAUUGACCGCUACCAGGAGAAAAUCACAGUGUCCCUCCACCAGGCGUCUCUCUCUCCCAGCUUGGAGCACAUCAAACUGGGAGUCAUUACCCGGGAGGAGCUGCCCAUACACUACAGUCGUAGCAUUCGUGCAGCCAAUGACUCCAGUGAGACGUAUGAGUGUAUACUGGGGUGCUGCCAUGGCUACCACAACCCCUCUGUAGUGGACUACCUGCUGGAGAAGGUGCGAAUCAGCGACACCCACCCACCGUCAAUGAUGAGAGGACUACAGAGUAAAAAUUUCCUAGAGGAGGAUUUUGCCUCCGCAAUCAGGAAGAAACAGUCUGCAUCCUGGGCCUUGAAGUGUGUACGUGCAGGUGUGGACCACUUCAAACAUGGUCGCCAUGUGGAAGCCAUGAAUGAAUACAACAAGGCCUUGGAGAUUGACACUAAUAAUGUAGAGGCACUGGUGGCACGGGGAGCUCUGUAUGCUAACAAGGGCAGCAUCAUGAAGGCUAUAACAGACUUUGAACUGGCUCUGGAGAGCUGUCCAGAUCACCGCAACGCCAAGAAGUACCUCUGCCAGACGCUGGUGGAGAGAGGAAAACAGCUUGAAGAACAGGAGAAACUAGUAACAGCAGAGGGACUGUACAGGAGAGCUUUGUCUUUAGACGACGCCAACCCUGAGGCACAAGAGGCCCUGCACAAGAUCACAGACACUAUACAGAAAUCAAUUCGCCUGCGAGAAGAAGCGCUGGCUAAGGAGCAGGUGAAAGCUAAGAGCGGCCAGACCAGCGCUGAGAAAUUGCGUAAGAUUUUGAAAGAGGAGAAGAGGAUGAAGAAAAAACGGAAGAGAUCAGCCUCUUCCUCGUCUUCCUCCUCCACAUCCUCUAGGAACUCCUCUGCUUCUUCAUCCUCCUCCUCCUCGCGCAGGAGGUCCAAAAAGAAGAAAAAGAAGCGCAGGAAGUCCGAGCGUGGAAGUAAACGCCAUCGCAGGAUCUCCUCAAGGGAGAGCAAGAGGAGUGAGGAGGGUAUGAGCGAGAAAGACAGGAGGGAGAAAGAUGAGGACGAGGUAGAGUGGUAUCCCGCACCUCCCAACACCUCUGCCACCUUUCUCAACCGGAAGGGAGGCCCGGGGUUUGGAGAGAGGGAUGAGGAGGAGGUAGAGGAGAACGAUGUUGAGGAAAGAAGGAUCUGUCAGCUUUAUUCUUUGUCGGCGGCCUCAGAGAAUGAAGAGUCGGACUCCUCACGUAGAGAGAGAAAGAGAAGCGACAGAGAGGAAAACACGACAAGUAGAAGGAAAAGCAGUCUGAGCAGAAGCAUAGAAACGGAGCAGCGGAGGAGCAGGGGUAGCGAAAAGAGGGAUAAAAACAGGGAAAGAGGGAAGGAAGAUAACAAGAGAAACAGUGACUCUAAGAGAAGAAGUAGCUUAGACGAGAACAGAAAACGAAAAGUAUCCUGCUCGUCAGCUGAUUCUGAGUAUUCACGGAAAUCUAGUUUCCGAUCUGAAUAUUCAGGAUACUCUGGUUCUGCCUCCAAACAUCUGGAGAGCAGGGUGAGAUGUGACUCGUCAAAGAGGAACUCCUUCGAUGGUGGUAGGUAUGAGAACAGAGGGAGGGAGGAAAUCUGUGAGGUACAAGACGUAAAAAGAGAGAAGGAAAGCAGAAAGGGGAGAGUGGAGGAAGAGAGCAGCAGGCCGGAUGGUGGACUCGGUAAAAGAUCAGAAAGUGCUGGAAAUCAUAACAAACCGAGUGGUGCGACCUCAGUGCCAGGGGAGAGGCCUAAAAAAGACCUCCCUGCCAACCUGCGGGAUAUUUUCAAUCAGAUUGCCCAGUUUGAGAAGGAGAAAGGAGUCAAGCCCAAAAAAUAACCCCAAAACAAAAGCCCCGAAAAAUGCCAAAUAUAAGUGUUGUGGAAAAGAGACUUUGAAAUGGGUGGUUGUACCAUUCAUUCAUUCUCUGGACUGUGCAUCAAGAUAAUACACCCGAGAACCCGAUUGAAUGUCCAAGUCGUUGUAAGUUACCUUCGGUGUUGGAGGAAAUGACUAAUUUUGCUUUGAAAUGUCUGUUCCUUUCUGGUAGGCCUGUAGUCAGCUGCAAUGGUUGCUGGGUAAUAGCUGGUCGGAGUGUAAUUAAUUGUUCAUCUGAAUGGAUUGAAACUAUAAAUACAAAUACUUUUGAAAAUACUAUCCCAAAUAAUGUGAUAACGUCAUAUUACUGUUGUUAGUGGUGACUAUCAGUGGAAUUCAUUUCUACUUAUUAUUUCCAAUUAAAUAACUUUACAGAAUAAUAUCUCAAUAUGAGAGUAUCGAUGAUUGACUAUAGAUAUUACAUCUUUAGUCAAUAUUAUUACGUUAGCUGGGGUAAUAUCCCACUUGAAAGUGUCAUUUUUUUUUUCUUUGACAGGUUAUGACAUUAUUUGGCAGUUUGGUGUCACAUCAGUUGCUACAGGCUUUUUUUUUUUUUUUUUUUGUUCAUCUUGAGUUGAGGCUUUUUUUCAGUGGAGAGGAUCCUGCCUUAUGUUCACUGCCUUGCGCCAGUUUGUGCAUUCUUCCUGUGGCUUGUUAAAUCUCUCCCCAGACAACCUGACUGUUAGGUCCACGGUACUUUGUCCAGCUUUAAACAAUACACAUGUUCCAGUUGUAUUCCAAACACAUUUUCUCUUGUCGUAAAAUGAACUCAAUUGAAUCAA
This is a messenger RNA of Xiphias gladius (swordfish), 3736 nucleotides long. It is a transcript of the gene ttc14, whose product is annotated as tetratricopeptide repeat domain 14. Bases 501 to 2915 code for a protein of 804 amino acids. The transcript is spliced from 12 exons. The record is from RefSeq and is a predicted model, not a curated record. Gene Ontology annotation, molecular function: nucleic acid binding; protein binding. NCBI's taxonomy places the organism in Eukaryota, Metazoa, Chordata, Actinopteri, Istiophoriformes, Xiphiidae.